Messenger RNA from Exophiala aquamarina CBS 119918, 3372 nucleotides. RefSeq names its product CAMK/CAMKL/KIN4 protein kinase. The record is from RefSeq and is a predicted model, not a curated record. The transcript is spliced from 4 exons. NCBI's taxonomy places the organism in Eukaryota, Fungi, Ascomycota, Eurotiomycetes, Chaetothyriales, Herpotrichiellaceae. Gene Ontology annotation, cellular component: cytoplasm. Gene Ontology annotation, biological process: protein phosphorylation; microtubule cytoskeleton organization; intracellular signal transduction. Gene Ontology annotation, molecular function: ATP binding; tau-protein kinase activity; protein serine/threonine kinase activity. Bases 1 to 3372 code for a protein of 1123 amino acids.
AUGUCUGCAGAAGCCAUGCAGUCUUCUCGGCAAUACCGACAGGUGCCCACCUCUGCUGCAUAUGGCACACAUCAAGACCACCAUUACGAUGUCCAAGGUGGUGACCUGGAUCCUGAUGGUUAUUACACCCAACCAAAUUACUAUCCCCCUCAGGACUCGAAUGAUGCGAGGUACACGUCUCGUGUCGACUCGGUUCCCGUAACCUCAUCAUCUUUCUCCAAUCAAACUACUACUCUACCAUAUCAUACCCGCAAUCAGUCUACUGCCUAUGACCAGUAUGACGGAGCUCCUAUCCCUCCCCCACGUACCUCGUCACAACAGCCAACCUCUUCUCGUGCACCUGUACCACCGUCCACAGCACCAUUGGACGCAAGAGUCGCUGCCUCGAGACAUGCCAGACAAAACGUUCAAGAUACACAAUCUAGUCGUGUUCAAAAUCAUGUCGGAGAUUAUCACGAUGAGUCAAGGGACAGACCACGGGACGAUACAGCCACUACCGCCGCAGCUGCUGCACGUAGCCGAAGAAAGGGUCCUUCCAGUCCCGACGGUCCUCAUCGCGCCGCAAGUUCACGAAAUCGAGGACAACAUGCUUCCCCGACUCACAGUCGAUCCGAUGCUGCCAUGCAUUCACCUGGUGGUGCGCCCGGUCCAUUGGUCCGCGAAUACAGUGAGGUUAUCAACCGUGUUGUCGUCUCAGAUCCACAGGUUGAUGCCGAACGAAUGCAGGAGAGAGUGGCAGAGGCACAGCCAGCACCCAUUGCCACCGAAGACCCCGCUGUCGAUGACCUCCUACCUGCCCUCGGCCCAGCUCGACGACAAGACUAUUCCAAGUCGCGAAGAAAGGACGUGCAAUUCGGAGACUACAUGUUGGGACAGACCCUUGGUGAAGGCGAAUUCGGCAAGGUGAAAUUGGGAUGGAAGAAAGAUGGAAGCUCGCAGGUUGCCAUCAAACUGAUCCGCAGAGAAUCGGUUGCUACGAACCCGUCCCGGCUGCCAAAAAUCUAUCGUGAAAUCUCAAUUCUGCGAGAUCUAGCGCAUCCCAAUAUCGUCCGACUGCAUGAGAUGGUCGAAACCGAGCGACACAUUGGUAUCAUUUUGGAGUAUGCAUCGGGCGGUGAACUCUUCGAUUACAUUCUAAAUCAUCGGUAUCUGAAGGAUCCAGCCGCGCGAAGACUUUUUGCUCAACUGGUCUCUGGAGUAGGAUAUCUUCACAAGAAAGGCAUUGUUCAUCGAGAUUUGAAACUGGAAAAUCUCCUCCUGGACCAAAAUCGAAACAUCAUCAUUACCGAUUUUGGAUUCGCAAACAACUUCGAUCCCAAGGACGAGUUGACUGACGAAAUCGAGUACAAUCUCGGCAACAAGGAGUUUGUCAGAAAGUUCAAGCUCGACCGGUUGGAUGCUCGUGGUAUGAGAAGAGGUGAUUUGAUGCAGACUAGUUGUGGUAGCCCUUGCUAUGCUGCCCCGGAACUAGUUGUGAGUGACUCUCUGUACACUGGGAAAAAGGUCGACGUCUGGAGUUGUGGUGUCAUCUUGUAUGCCAUGCUCGCCGGCUAUCUACCAUUUGACGACGACCCUGCCAACCCUGAGGGUGACAACAUCAACCUGCUUUACAAGUACAUUACCACCACUCCUUUGACUUUUCCAGAAUACGUCACACCUCACGCUCGCGAUUUACUUCGCCGAAUUCUAGUCCCUGACCCACGCAAACGUGCUGAUCUGUUUGAGGUUGCCCGCCACAGUUGGUUGAGUGAGUACCAUCACGUGGUCUCGCACAUUACUAGCAGUACUACCAACGUUGCGGACAUUGCCAAUACUACCGUUCCGGCCGGUGAGUCUCAAGAUGAACCGCCUUCUCUAAAUAGGAGUGCUUCUGUCCGUGAAGGGCCCUCCAGAGCCGCAGCAGCUUCUCCUGGUACCCUCACUCGGGCGCAUGAAGGUCUGCUUCAAGACCCAGACGAGACUUCCGGCUCACGUCGCGAGCGAGCAACUCGACACACACUGCAGCCUGAGUAUGUUGCUCCUCAGACACAUACCGCUCGUGGCAAAGCCCCCGCGACUGGAAGCCCUUCAGCUGGUCGAACUCGAGCCGACGAUGCAGGUCAGGCUAUGGCGACUUCCCAGCCUCCGUCCUUAUCAAAGCCAUUGCCACAAGACCCUCCUAGGGAUUCGCCUCGACAGAAGUCACAGAACAUGCACCCUCCAACUCGUCCAGCUCGUGACAUUCCACGCUCGGUAUCUGACUCUACAACUGCUUUUGGAACUGCUCCUGUAGUUGCUCCAGGUGGCCAACAUACCACCAGACCCAGCACUCAGGGUUCGAUGACUUCUACUAAUGGCCCUACCAACACCAGAUCUGAUCUCCGACUGCCUUCACGUGGUUCGUAUGGCCAGCCCGUGGCACCCACUGUAGCCACGACCAACGCACAAGGACGCGUGACACAGCCCACCAAAUCAGCACGUGGGUAUAACAUUUCGGGUCCCUUGCCUUCACCAGGCGCACAGAAUUCUAUCGGACAGCCAAUGACUACUCCCAUGCCUCCACCUACUGCACACCAACCUCAGAAAACACAUCAUCGUCGAUCGAGCACACUGAGCGGGCUUGGAGAACGCUUAUUCGGUAGGUCUAAUUCGGUAGCAAAGAAGGAUCCAGAGCGACAGAAGAAUGGACGGAAGUAUCCACCAACUAGCAUGAAGGAAUUCGCAUCAGAGCCAGUCCCUCGUUUGUCGACUGAAUCCAAACGAUCGUUCUCAUUUGGGCUUGGUAAGAGAAAGAGCACGGACUUGGAAGCACAUGUGCAAACAGAAAAGCCGGUACGACGAUUUUCACUUCUUCCUAAUUCUGUGUCGUUCAAAGGUCUGAUGGGAGGUUCUAAGGAGGACACAUCCAAAAUUGGCACUCCCCCUGGUGCAAACCGUGUAGCUAGUGGUUCAGAGCACGACAAUCAUCAGUACGUCAACAAUGACGGAUCAUAUGACCCGUCGAGAUCCCACAAGUACAACAAUUUCUCCCGGCCACCUCAGACGCAGUACCAGCCACAGCGACCAGUAGCGUCGGCACCAACGAACGAUGUCUACGGAGGAACGGGUGUCUAUCAGCCACAAACUCAAGGCCGUGGUCCGCAUCACCGACAACAAAGUGAGCCGAUGGCACAGAUGGUUGCGAAACCCCCCGACAGCACCGAGAACGUGGGCCGACCAUCGAUUCAGCAAGGGCGGCAGGCACGAGUUCUUGUGAAGAAUAAUCGCAAGUUUGCAGAAGCAUAUGAUCAUGAGCAAGGGCCCACGCACCAUGCGGGCCGAUCAGGCGCAGUCAAGAGAGUUCAAGACUUUUUCCGUCGUCGCCGCACUCCCACCGAAGGAGAUACUCGAUGA